Mytilus trossulus (common blue mussel) is the source of this 1181-nucleotide messenger RNA. RefSeq lists its product as uncharacterized. Gene Ontology annotation, molecular function: serine hydrolase activity. The record is from RefSeq and is a predicted model, not a curated record. Bases 210 to 1061 code for a protein of 283 amino acids. NCBI's taxonomy places the organism in Eukaryota, Metazoa, Mollusca, Bivalvia, Mytilida, Mytilidae. The transcript has 2 exons.
UCAGAGUACUCAACCUUUAGUUUAAACAUAUUUUAUUAUGCAAAAUGACAAAUGAAUCAGACACAAGUUUUACAACCUAGUAACGUCUUCUCCACGUGCCCUACUCGCCUUUCAUAAAAAAAAAAAGGCUACCGCUGAUAACACCAUUCCGUAAAAUUGUCGUUCUCUUGUCCGAUAUUGUUAUUUUGGUGAUAAGAAAGAUUUAGAGAAUGCGGGACCUUAAAGUUACAACUGUAACCACAGCUAGUCUUCAGUUAAGAGAAUAUCCGAAGUUACCCCCGCAUAAUGAUACUGCGAAGGAAACACUAGUUAUUUUUUUCAGUUGGUUAGGAGCCUCAGAGAAGGCUAUUUCUAAGUAUUUUGAACUGUAUCAUUCAUUAGGAUAUGACAUUCUUCAUGUCCCAGGGAAUGUGAAACAUUUUGCGUGGCCACCUACGUCUGUAAGUUUAGCCAGGACAGUUCUGGACUACGUAUGUACAGAACUAUCGCAUUACCGUUUUCUUCUUAUUCAUAGUACAUCGAUCGGUUCCUAUAAUUACACAUCGUGUCUAAUGGAAAUGAAUAGAAACCCAGUAAAAUACUGGAAUUUUAAUCUACGUCUAGUUGGAAAUGUAUUUGAUAGUAUUACAUACGGGUCAUAUGAACGCAUGAGAAUCGGCGUAUCUUAUGGUCUAACUAAAAGUUCGUUCAUUCGGGUACUUUUACAACAGUUAUUUGCAUUGUACUUUAUACUUACAAAGUCUACAACGGUUGACUUCUACAAGGAAGGAAUGACAGCAUUCAAUGAAAACCAAGCUGAAGUUCCUAGUAUAUUUUUCUAUUGUAAGAAUGAUCCCUUGUGCGAUCAUAGCCUGAUUGAUGAUAUGGUAUUGGACUGGCGCAAGAGAAUGACCCCGCCUGUUUUAAGUGUGUGCUGGGAUACUUCUGUUCAUGCUGGACAUCUAUUUAAACAUAAAGACGAGUAUCUGACUUAUCAUACAUCAUUUAUGGAAGCUGUUCGCAAUUUUCAAGCAGAGAAAAAAGUCAAAACACACAAAUUUCAGAAUAAAGCAAAACUCUGAUAUUUAAACUAGUUAAUUCCUUACAUCAUAUCUACCAUAAUUGAAGUAAAGCAUAACAACCUGUUUAUAUCAAAUUAAACGAGAGGUGGUUAAAAAAGAAUUAAAUUUGAAUUAAUUUAA